UUUCUUGUGAACAUCGUUGUUUCCUCGUGGAAGAAGCUAGCAGCUGAAUAGCUAACUAGUUACCAGUCAACUUAAAAUGUCGAAACAACAGUCGUUUCAUGUGUUUUUAAAUGAGCGCUUAACUUCGGCUGCUGUGGAGAUUUUCGGGGAAGUUGAGAAAACGGUAGUGAAAUACCAGGAGGAGAAUGAUCGGCUACGGAGACUGCUGGAGAUCACAUCAGAGGUUCAACUAUGUAGAACAGACUCCCUGCAGUUCUCUCUUUCUCUCUCUGAAGAGGAAGUUCCCCCUGAGCAGCAGCACUGUGAGCAGGAGUGGAGCCCCAGUCUGGGGCAGGAGGACCCAGAGCCCACACAGAUUAAAGAGGAACAGGAGGAAGUCAGGACCAGUCAGGAGGAAGAGCAGCUUCAAGGGCUCUUUGAUACCAAAGACUCCAUAUUCACUCCUUCCUGUGUGAAAAGUGAAUGUGAUCUGGAGGACCCACUUUGGUCCUUGACUCUUCCCCAAACCCGGACUGUGGAGAACAGAGAGAGUGACUCUAAACCAGUGGAUCUGAAACCUUUUGUCACUGUGACCCACAUUAAGGGUCUCAACAUUCCCUGUGACCCUCCAGAUAAUCAAAACAAUGCCUCCAGCCACAGCUCAGCUGUAAGCAGCGACACAGUAGGACUUGACAGCAGCCCACCAUUGGAUCCAAGCCCACCAUUGGAUCCAAGCCCACCAUUGGAGAAACACUGUUCCAAACCCAGCACCACAGCUAGAAAAACUCAUCACUGCCGUGACUGUGGAGAAACGUUUGCUCUGAAAGCUGAUCUGCAGAGACAUGUGACUCUCAGCAAGAAGAGACCCAGUGAAUGUAGAUUCUGCAAGAAACGCUACAAUUCCACCUGUAAACUGAAGGCCCAUGUCCGACUCUGUCACGGUGGGAAACCCUAUAUCUGCCCUGUUUGUAGCAAGACCUUCAAACACAAAGGUGGUCUCCCCAGGCACAUGAGGAUUCACAAAGGAGAGAAACCUUUUAGCUGUGGUGACUGUGGGAAAAGCUUCAAUCUGAAGAUGAGCCUAACUGAACAUUUACUGAUUCACACAGGAGAGAAACUAUAUAGCUGUGGUGACUGUGGGAAAAGCUUCAGUGUCAAGCAGAACCUAGCCAGGCAUAAACUGACUCACACAGGAGAGAAAUCAUUUAACUGUGGUGACUGUGGGAAAAGCUUCCGUGUCAAGCAGCACCUAACCAGGCAUAAACUGACUCACACAGGAGAGAAAUCAUUUAUCUGUGGCGACUGUGGGAAUAGCUUUAGUCGCAAAGCUUACCUAACCUUUCACAUAUUGACUCACACAGGAGAGAAACCAUUUAGUUGUAGUGACUGUGGGAAAAGCUUCCGUGUCAAGCAGCACCUAACCAGGCAUAAACUGACUCACACAGGAGAGAAAUCAUUUAACUGUGGUGACUGUGGGAAAAGCUUCAGUGUCAAGAGCUACCUAACCAGGCAUAAACUGACUCACAUGGUAGAGAAAUCAUUUAGCUGUGGUGACUGUGGGAAAAGCUUCCGUGCCAAACCCAACCUAACAGCUCAUAAACUGACUCACACGGGAGAGAAACAACAUGGCUGCUCAGUCUGUGAGAAAAGAUUCACUCGUAAGACUCAUCUGCUGAGGCAUGUAGAUUCAGUCCACAAAGGAAAGGAAGGAUGAAAACGGGUAGAAGAAAGAAAACAAGGACAGAGUGGAAAAGCUUCCUGCUUCCAAAAUAACCUAACUAUUCAUAUAAUGACUCACACAGGAGAGAAAUCAUUUAGUUAUGGUUGCUGUGGGAAGAGCUUCAAUCGCGGGGAGACCUUAACCACGCACAACUGACUCAAAUGGGAGAGAAACCCUUUCGCUAUGGUGACUGUGGGAAAAGCUUCAGUCAGAAUGGGAUAGUUUUACCAUGUUUUGAGGCUAUAUCAUAAAGUGUGUUCGUAAUUACAUUGUUUUACUCCAUGGUUUGUAAGCAAUCUUAGCAUUUUCGUAUUUUUAUUUUUUGAAUUAGAAUCAUUUAUUUACAAUACAACAUAUCUCAGACACAUUACAACAUUGUUUGUCGCUCAUCCUGGUGAAAAUAGUUUAAGGGAUAAAUACUAUUUUUUUUUAUGUAAGAAUGGACUCUACAAGGUGAAGGCUGUAUUUGUGUGUAGUCUACACUGAGUAUACCAAAGGACAUCCAGCCAACUUGCCACAACUGUGGGAAGCAUUAGAGUCAACAUGGGCCAGCAUCCCUGUGGAAAGCUUUCAGCACCUUGUAGAGUCCAUGUCCAGACGAAUUGAGGCUGUUCUGAGGGCAUAAAGGGAUU
This is a messenger RNA of Salmo salar (Atlantic salmon), 2331 nucleotides long. The record is from RefSeq and is a predicted model, not a curated record. NCBI's taxonomy places the organism in Eukaryota, Metazoa, Chordata, Actinopteri, Salmoniformes, Salmonidae.